This is a messenger RNA of Mastomys coucha (southern multimammate mouse), 3698 nucleotides long. It is a transcript of the gene Epb42, whose product is annotated as erythrocyte membrane protein band 4.2. The transcript is spliced from 13 exons. The record is from RefSeq and is a predicted model, not a curated record. Gene Ontology annotation, molecular function: protein-glutamine gamma-glutamyltransferase activity. Gene Ontology annotation, biological process: peptide cross-linking. Lineage: Eukaryota; Metazoa; Chordata; Mammalia; Rodentia; Muridae. Bases 423 to 2498 code for a protein of 691 amino acids.
UGACCCACUGUUUACACCAGCAUCUAGAAUUGUCCAGAAAACAUCUCUGAGGGGUUCUUGAAGACACUGAAGAGUCAGGCUUUGGGGGAUUUUUUCCCCCCAGCUAGCAGAUCUUCUUGGGAGUUCUCAUUCUAGCCUGGCAGACAGAGGCCUGCCUAGGUCUCCUGCCUAAGUGACAUCUUGGAAGAGAAAAGGGUCACUCCCAGCAGCUGGUCUAGAAGAUAGGAGCAGGGAGGGAGUAGGAGUCAAUAAACCUGACAGCAGGCUCACAAGAGGAGUGAGGGAAAUUUGCUUUUUCGAGGCUUUAAACCAACAGAAGUCCAUCAUCUUCACCAGUGUGGACAUAGAUUUGGAGAGAGAACCCAGAGGCAACAGUGCGAGGUCAGCAUUUCCUGUGCUGUGGAUUCGGGUAGCCUGAAGCCAUGGGGCAAGCUCUGAGUAUCAAGAGCUGUGACUUCCACGUGGCAGAAAACAAUGAGGAGCACCAUACCAGUGCCAUCAGCUCCCAGCACCUUAUUUUGAGGAGGGGACAGUCCUUCACUAUCACCCUGAACUUCCGGGCCCCAACCCACAAAUUUCUGUCUGCCCUGAAGAAAGUGGCUCUCAUUGCACAAACAGGAGAGCAGCCUUCCAAGACCAAUAAGACCCAAGCCAUCUUCCCUAUUUCCUCUCUUGGAGACCAGAAAGGAUGGAGUGCAGCAGUGGAGGAAAGAGACGCCCUACACUGGACCAUCUCUGUGACCACGCCCGUGGAUGCUGUCAUUGGCCGCUACUCACUCCUGCUUCAGGUUUCAGGAAGGAAACAAUACCCCUUGGGCCAAUUCACACUUCUCUUUAAUCCAUGGAAUAGACAUGAUGCUGUAUUUCUACAGAAUGAGGCUCAACGCACUGAAUAUGUAUUGAACCAGAAUGGCUUCAUCUACCUGGGCACAGCCGACUGCAUUCAGGAAGAGCCCUGGGACUUUGGUCAGUUUGAGAGAGACGUCAUGGACCUCAGCCUGAACUUACUGAGUGUGGACAAGCAAGUGAAAGACUGGAACCAGCCUGCACACGUGGCCCGCAUGGUGGGAGCAUUGUUGUAUGCCAUCAAGAGGAAGAGGGUCCUGCCUAUUUCACAGACCCAAGCUGCCCAGGAAGGUGCUUUGUUGUAUAAACGACGGGGCAGUGUGCCCAUCCUGAGGCAGUGGCUCACUGGCCAAGGACGAGCCGUGUAUGAGAUCCAGGCGUGGGUGUUUGCUGCUGUUGCUUGCACAGUGCUACGGUGCCUGGGCAUCCCAGCUCGAGUCGUUACCACAUUUGAUUCAGCCCAAGGUACCAAUGGGAGCCUGCUGGUGGAUGAGUACUACAAUGAGGAGGGACUCCAGAAUGGAGAAGGACAGAGGGGCCGUAUCUGGAUCUUCCAAACUUCUGUAGAAUGCUGGAUGAACAGACCCGAUUUGUCCCAGGGUUAUGAUGGAUGGCAGAUUCUGCACCCAAGAGCUCCUAAUGGAGUUGAAGUCCUAGGAUCCUGUAAUCUGGUCCCAGUCAGAGCAGUCAAGGAGGGGGAGCUGCAGGUGGACCCCGCAGUACCAGAGCUCUUUGCUACAGUAAAUGCCUCAUGUGUGGUCUGGAAGUGCUGUGAGGAUGGGAAGUUGGAGUUGACCAACUCCAACAAAAAGAAUGUGGGCAACUGCAUCAGCACCAAGGUUGUGGGCAGUGACCGCUGUGAAGACAUCACUCAGAACUACAAGUAUCCUGCAGGAUCUCUUCAAGAAAAGGACGUACUGGAGAGAGUCCAAAAAGAAAGAAUGAAACCUGGGAAAGACAAUGGCAUGUGUCCUCCCAGUGGUGAGCUUAGAGAGCCUCUGCACCUGUUCUUGGAAGCACCUAGCUCCCUCCCUCUGAGAGGAAAUGGCCGUCUUUCCGUGACCUUGAUUAACUCAACAGACGAGGAGAAGAAGGUGCAACUGGUGAUUGGGGCCCAGGCUUUGUACUACAAUGGAGUCCUCGCUACUGGUCUCUGGAGGCAGAAGCAGUUCCUUAUGCUUGGACCCAACCAGGUUCUGAGAAUAUCCACCAGCUUGUCCUUCGCUUGUUUUGAGCAAAACCCACCCGAGAACAGCUUUCUCAGGGUCACGGCAAUGGCGAGGCACUCCCACACCAGCCUCAGCUGCUUUGCUCGGGAAGAUGUAGCCAUUGGUAGACCGAAUCUUGUCAUUGAGAUGCCAAAUAGAGCAGCACAGUAUCAGCCCCUCACGGUCUCAGUUAGAAUGCACAACUCCUUAGACGCCCCCAUGCAGAACUGUAUCAUCUCCAUCUUUGGAAGGGGACUCAUUCACAGAGAGAAGAGAUAUGGAUUGGGUUCUGUGUGGCCAGGAAGCAGCCUGAAUACUCAGUUCCAGUUCACCCCAACACAUCUGGGACUACAAAGGCUCACUGUGGAAGUAGAUUGUGAUAUGUUCCAGAACCUGACUGGCCACAGAAGUGUCCUUGUGGUGGCCCCUGAAGUUUCUGUUUAACUCCCAAACAACCCUCAAACUUCUAAAACUAGACAUGCUCCAGAGGGAAACUCUGCCUACCAAACAACAGACUAGUGACCAAAAACCAAGCUAGACUCACAGAAACCAAAAUCCUUUUUUUCCCUUGUUUUUUGGUUAUUUGGUUGAUUGCUUGGUUGGUUGGUAUUUUUGAGACAGGGUUUCUCUAUGUAGUUCUGUUGGUCCUGGAACUCACUCUGUAGAUCAGGCUGGCCUUGAACUCAGAAAUCUGCCUGCCUCUGUCUCCCAAGUACUGGGAUUAAAGGCAUGCGCCACCAUGGCCUGGCUCCAAAAUCCAUUUGUAUCAAGCCAACCCAAGGCAGUCAGAAACACUAUUUGUCUUAGAAUAAACUCCUCUGCAUAAGUGAUAAAACAAGCCUUUGAAAAGACACUCAGAUAACUUCCCAAAGUAUAAUGAGAUGUUCUGACUACCUUUUCAGAGUACAUUUAGAUUUUGGGGCAUCCAGAUGUUUCACACCAUUUUAUUGCUCAUUAACAUAUCCAUUAACUUCCAGGAGUGAAAGAUAACCUAAAAUUUAAAUCAAUCUAUUUCUGAUGACAUAGGACAAUAUUGACUAAAAAUAGAAUUUUUACAUAAUACUAAAAUUACAUUGAUUCUUUCUUUCCCUGGUGGUUAUUGUAAAAGACCCAAAGACAAAUGGAUAGAGCUAUUAUAACACAUAGCAUAGGACCUGAAAGAAUAGUCUAAACUUAACUAUAGCUAGAUCUUCAUGAGUGCUGGUGUAUGUGGGGACCCUAUCAGGUCAUACACCAUACCUCACUGCAGCUUUACCCUGCUUUCCAGUGCAUGAUCUUCUAGAGCAGUGGUUCUUAACCUUCUAAUGCUGAGACCCAUCAGUACAGCUCCUUGUGUUGUGGUGACCCCCAACCAUAAAAUUAUUUUGUUACUACUUCAUAAUUAUAAUUUUGCUGUUGUUAUAAAUCAUAAUGUAAAUAUCUGAUAUUCAGGAUAUAUGACAUGUGACCACCAAAGGGGUCGGAGAUCCACUGGUUGAGAUCCACUGGUUUAGAACUGCUGUCCUAGAGGCACACAACAUAUAACUUCAUAGCAAUGUAGUUGGAAACAAUGUACUAAAAUGUCUAAAUUAUAAACUCUUUGCAUCAUUUUGCUUUAUAAAAAUGUGGUGUUUACAUUUGAGAAUACAUAUUAUAUUAAACAAU